AUUUUGCAUUUCCGCACCAGGUGAUCAAGGAGGAUUACCAACAGAGAGAGAGAACUGUAAGUACACAAUACAGUUCUAUCCCCUGUCAGCUCCUGCACACUGCUAUGCAAGGCUUUGCAUAGCAGAGCCAUGCAAGGCAGUGUGCUUACAGUGAAGCACACACACAGCACACUUAGUAUAACAGUUAACCCCUUCCUGCCCAGUGCCAUUAGUACAGUGUCAGUGCUUUUUAUUAGCACUGAUCACAGUAUUGGUGUCACUGGGGAUGUAAGUGACACCAAGUCAGUACCCCCC
Messenger RNA from Staurois parvus, 294 nucleotides. Lineage: Eukaryota; Metazoa; Chordata; Amphibia; Anura; Ranidae. The record is from the annotation of a GenBank genome assembly.